Molecule: messenger RNA, 1128 nt
Organism: Podospora bellae-mahoneyi
Lineage: Eukaryota; Fungi; Ascomycota; Sordariomycetes; Sordariales; Podosporaceae
Exons: 1
Coding region: 1-1128 (375 amino acids)
Source: RefSeq, a predicted model, not a curated record
AUGUCCAUGUUCUCGUUCAUCAGAAAGGGCCGACAGGCAGCCAAGGAGCACAAGGCCGAAAAGGCCGAGAAGGCAAAGAGGGAAGCCGAGAAGCCUCCUUACAGGCACAUCCCAAAACAUGCCGCCAUCGACGCGGUAUCAUCGGGGCCUGCUGGGUGGAGGUCCGAGGACCGCCAGAAGAUUGUUGAUCAGAACAAGCGGAGGAGCGCCAUGACCACCAGUGGCAUGAACAUGACUGGCCAGCCUCGCAUUCACAGCUCUCUCUCCCACGUUUCAUUCCCAGCUGCCUUCGCUACCCCGGUGGUCCCCAGGACGUACAGCUACAGCAGCAUGCCCGCCGGUUGGGCGUCUGGGGAUAUGAACUACAGCAACGUCGACGUCUCUAGUUCGUCGGUGAAGGGCAAGGAGGUCGAUAGGAGCACAUCAGCCUCGCUUUAUCUGAGCCGAUCAGCAGCUAGAUUGUCAGCCGGGCGAUAUCCAAUGAACAUGAACGCCGUCAUUGGCACCGGUGAUCUCUCAAUCUCGCCUGUCGACAGCUCCAGCAACUCGACAAGCUCGCAGGACGAUCUGGAGAUGGAGCCCAUCAAGCACGCAUCCCUCCCACCAGUGACGAGCAAGACAAGAGGCUACUCAAGACCCAUGAGCGACAGCGGCUCCAUCCACCGCCUUCACCCAGCCCGAAGACUCUCCGACGCUGAACAAAACACCACCCCCCACCCCGGCCCCAGCGCGCACCUCCUACUCCCCACGCACGAGCUCCCUCCCCGCCGGCAUCCCCCCCGUCCCAGCAAUCCCGGCCAUGCAAUUCGGCGCCGCGAUCACAACCUCCACCGUCUCCUCCACCACCGCCUCGGCAGCCAGCUCCGUAACCAUGGUCCCCAUCGCCUCGAGCGUUUCCCUCCACACCAACAAUACCAAACCAAUAAUCAAAAACGUCGAAGAACGCCGCGACGUGGCGGUUAUUUCCCUGACCCCCGAACCCUCCAGCGACGAGGAAGUCUCCCCCGUCGGAACCGCCAUCUCCCCCAUCACCACCUCCCCUACCAAGAACAAGAGGAGGACGUGCAAACCCAGCCGGUUCCCCGAGCUGGAGACGAUCAACUCGAAUAUUUCCAUCGCCGCGGUUGA